Molecule: messenger RNA, 510 nt
Organism: Loa loa (African eye worm)
Lineage: Eukaryota; Metazoa; Nematoda; Chromadorea; Rhabditida; Onchocercidae
Exons: 6
Coding region: 61-510 (149 amino acids)
Source: RefSeq, a predicted model, not a curated record
GAGCACAAAACGAACCGAUACACUAAGUAAACUGUACAAUUCACUCAAGAUAUAUUUCAAAUGGCAAGCAAUCAUCACCGACAACAGUCUGUUCUCAUCACUGGAGCAAAUCAGGGAAUAGGUUAUCAUACUGCACUGCAACUUUGUGCCAAAGGGUACAGCGUUACCAUUGCCUGUCGUAACAGUGAUAAGGCGAAAAAUGCCUGUGCAUCCAUCAUUAAACAAUUGGGCGAUAGCGUAUCCAUUGAUUUCAUUAUCAUUGAUUUGAGUGCACUGUCAUCAGUUUCAAAGAGUGUUAGUGUGAUUGCUGCCGAGAAGAGAUGCUAUGAUAUAAUCAUUUUAAAUGCUGGUGUGUUACUACCAAAAAUACGCAAAACAAAGGAUGGAUUUGAUACCACAUUCCAGGUGAACUACUUGUCACAGUUCUACCUGCUGAACGAAUUGUUGGGUGUUGCAACGCCGAAAGAAGGAGUUAAAAUUAUUGCACUUACGUCCAUUUUGUACAAGUAA